CACACUCACUCACUUUCUUCAAUGAUGAUCAAUUUCCCAAUUUCCCAAUUGAUCCAAUGAUGAUCAAUUUCGAUUAUGUAAUGUUGUGGCAUUCACAUUGGAACCUCGCUGAAACAUCUAACUUUUCUGAGGUAAUUCAUUGAUUCAAACAUUGCAUUGAUCAUUUGGUGAUGGCGGACAGUGAUGUAGCAGAUGAUCAGAACUCAGGAUGGUUCCAAGUCAAAAAGAAGCACAGAAAUACCUCAAAAUUCUCAUUGCAGAGUUGGGUAGGAGGAUUUUCAGGGAAAAAUGCUUCUAACUCUAUGCGGACUCAGCAUUCAGUGAAUAAAAAUAAUGAAAAUUUACAUAGCAAGCACAAUGCCAAUCUCUCAAGAUUAGGGCAGAAUUUUUCAGAGAAUCCUGUUCCUGGGAAUGUUGUAGGAUCUCCUUCAGUGUCAAAUGAAGAAGAGGGCAAAAGUUUCCUUAAUAUAUGCGAGAUUAGACAUAAUAGUGAAAGCGAGAAGUUGGCUCCAGCAGCACGUAUGACGGAUUCUCAAGGUAAACUUGAAGAAGCCCAGAAACUAGCUGAAGUUGUUAAGCCUGACAAAGGCCAGAAAAUCAGAUGGGGUGAUUUAGAAGAGCAGGACUUGGCUCAGCCACAUGAAAAAUUGAUUGGAGUUGGAAUCAAGUUUGGUAGUAUUGGAGAUGAUAGUGUGCUUAGCUGCAGAAAGCCUGAGAAUAUUCCUGAUGUAGUUCCUUGUGAUUCGAAUAAUUCCCCAGAGAAAGACUUGACAGUGUUGGCGGAGACUGUUGAUGCAGAGAUUGCCUCUCAUCAGAUCCCUCUGUUGAGAUGUAAGGAUGAAAUGCUUGUUGAAAAUGGUAAAGAUGAUAAGACUUUAUCUUUGGAAGAUUCGAAAAAACCAGAAAUGGAUGCGGAAAAAGUUGACCCAGAUGAAGGCACAUCAUCUCGUGAUGAGAAAAAUGAUGAAGUCAAUAAACAAGAAAAUAAUAGUGGCACUAAAAAUGAUUUGUUUUCGGCCAAAGAUGCUGUGGUGGUUGAAAGUCAAGCACAAACAGUUACCAAUGAUCUAAGUGAUAUUGAAGUUUCAAAAUUACCAGCACAAAAUUGCAGUUCAAGCAACGCAGUUACUGCCCAGGGUACUGUUUCACAACUUCGUGAAAGGGAACCCGAAGUUGCAGGUGGUUCUAGUGCUUCUAUUGAAGUUAGGGAUUCACCGUAUGGUAAUGCAGAAAAUAUUGUUCCAAACUCUCAUAACUUCAGUGCCUCUGAGGAUGUUGAUUCGAAUGAAAGCAAAGAAAGGUUCAGACAGAGGCUCUGGUGCUUUCUAUUUGAGAACCUGAAUAGGUCUGUAGAUGAACUUUAUCUUCUUUGUGAGCUAGAAUGUGAUUUGGAGCAGAUGAAAGAGGCAAUUCUUGUUCUUGAGGAGGCUGCAUCUGAUUUUAAAGAGCUUAUCACUAGAGUUGAGGAAUUUGAAAAAGUUAAAAAGUCUUCUCAAACAUUUGAUGAAGUUCCUGUCAUCUUGAAGAGUGAUCAUCGCAGACCACAUGCUCUCUCAUGGGAGGUCCGACGGAUGACAACAUCACCACAUAGGGCAGAUAUACUGUCUUCAUCUCUCGAGGCAUUUAGAAAGAUUCAACAGGAGCGUGCUGGCAUGCAAUCGGGUAGUGACACAGAAAAUACCAUUUCUAAACGUUUGAGUUCGGCCUCUGUUAACAAUGUGAAAAGAUCUCAAACCAAUGGCAGAACAGACUUAGUGACAAAGCCAAAAAAGAAUAAUGGAUCUUCAGAUGCUAACCAAGGGAAUCUGAAUGUAAAACGGAAUAAUGUUGAAGGGGGGGAACCCAGUGCUGACACUGUACAAAGUGAAUGUAAGCAACCAGAUAAAAUAUUAACUUCAGAAGUUGUUCUAUCUGAAAAUUCUGCUUCUUUUACCACCACUAAAAGUAAAAGAGAUGGACCUGGAUCUGGAGUUGACAAGCUGCUUUCUAAGAAAGAUAAAAUGCCAACUGAAGUAGUUAAUGAGAAAAACCCCAGAUCAACAGAUAACAUUAGGAGGCAAAUACCUGUAUCUGAAAAAGAUAAGGAAAAGAGGAAUAUUGCACAGAGUAAAUCCUUGAAUGCUUGGAAGGAGAAGAGGAACUGGGAGGACAUACUUUCAUCUCCAUUUCGUGUAUCUUCCCGCAUGUCAUACUCACCCAGCAUUGGCAGGAAAAGUGCUGAACGUGUACGUAUGCUGCAUGAUAAAUUAUUGUCUCCUGAAAAAAAGAAGAAAACCGCUUCAGAUUUAAAAAGAGAAGCAGAAGAAAAGCAUGCCCGUGCUAUGAGAAUCAGAAGUGAGUUAGAGAAUGAGAGAGUCCAAAAGCUUCAACGCACAUCUCAAAAAUUAAAUCGUGUAAGUCAAUGGCACGCUGUUCGUCAUACGAAGUUGCGAGAGGGAAUGCAUGCCCGUCACCAACGCAGUGAAUCUCGCCAUGAAGCUUUUCUUGCUCAAGUGGUGAAGAGAGCCGGUGAUGAAAGUAGCAAGGUAAAUGAGGUGCGGUUCAUUACUUCCUUAAAUGAAGAAAAUAAAAAAUUGAUAUUACGUCAGAAGCUCCAUGAGUCAGAGAUGAGGAGAGCUGAAAAGCUUCAGGUUAUAAAAUCUAAGCAAAGGGAGGAUUUGGCAAGGGAAGAAGCUGUCCUAGAGCGCCGAAGACUCAUUGAGGCUGAAAAGUUACAGCGUCUAGCUGAGAUUCAGCGGAGAAAGGAGGAGGCCCAAGUCAGAAGGGAAGAGGAAAGAAAAGCAUCAAGUGCAGCACGGGAAGCAAGAGCAAUUGAACAGCUUCGAAGAAAGGAAGAAAGAGCCAAAGCACAACAAGAGGAAGCUGAACUUUUAGCCCAGAAAUUGGCAGAGAGACUAAAUGAAAGCGAACAACGUCGGAAGAUUUACCUAGAGCAAAUUCGGGAGAGAGCAAAUUUGAGGGAUCAAUCAUCCCCUUUGAUGCGUCGAUCAAUAAAUAAAGAGGGGCAAGGUAGAUCUGCCCCUACAAAUGGCAGUGAUGAUCCUCAAACAAACAUUGCCUCUGGCACAGGCUCCAUCCUUGGAAUUGGCAAUAUCACAAUGCAACAUGCAAUGAAGAGAAGAAUUAAGAGAAUUAGACAAAAGCUUAUGUCUUUAAAGUAUGAGUUUGUUGAGCCUCCUCUUGGAGCUGAAAGUGGUGGCAUUGGAUAUAGAGUAGCAGUCGGUGCUGCCAGGGCAAAGGUUGGUCGGUGGCUUCAAGAACUUAAAAGACUUAGACAGGCAAGAAAAGAAGGUGCCACAAAUAUAGGGCUAAUUAUUUCUGAAAUGAUCAAGUUUUUGGAGGGAAAAGAUCCUGAGCUACAAGCAUCUCGUCAAGCUGGACUACUUGAUUUUAUUGCUUCUGCCUUGCCUGCUUCUCACACAUCAAAACCUGAAGCAUGUCAGGUUACAUUGCACCUAUUGAAACUACUGAGAGUAGUAAUAUCUGUGCCUGCAAACAGGACUUACUUCCUCGCACAGAAUUUUUUGCCUCCAAUCAUCCCUAUGCUGUCAGCUUCUCUUGAGAACUACAUAAAGAUUGCAGCAUCUAUAAGUUCACCCAGUAACAUAAGUUUGCCAUCAUUGAAUAAAGCAUCCGUUGAGAACUUUGAAUCAAUUUCCGAAAUAUUAAAUAACUUUUUGUGGAUUGUCACUGCAAUUUUUGGGCAUGUAAGUUCAGAGGAAAGGCAACUUCAGAUGCGGGAUGGCUUGCUGGAGUUACUGAUUUCCUAUCAAGUGAUACACCGGUUACGAGAUCUUUUUGCACUUCAUGAUAGGCCUCAGAUGGAAGGUUCCGCAUUUCCUGCUCCCAUUCUCUUAAGCAUACAUCUUUUGGUAGUUUUGACUUGCAGUCCUGGAACAGUGAGUUAUAUUGAUUGGGAAUCUUCUGCUGUUGCAAUGCAGCAGGAAAUUGGCAGCGAAAUGACUAAGUUUGCUGAUUCUACACAUUCUUUCUUGAAUAACUCCUGGGGAGAUUAUGGUCCCUUGUCCACUAUUAAUGGUAGCACAGUUAUGCAUUUACCUGAUGUCCCAGAGGACAGACCAUUGGAUGAAAUAGUUAAGAUGAAUGGGAGUGAUGAAGCCAUUUCUAAUGGCAAGGAUUCUAAAUUGGAGCAUAAUAGCUCUGCUAAAUUGAAAAAUGAUGAUAUGAUCAAGAUGGAUGAGCCAGAUGAACUGAAGAAAAAUCAAAGCAGGGAUAUUAUCAAUUCUUCUGUUUCCCCGAAAGAUGAAAAACAUGCAGGGGUAAUUGUUACAGCACCAAAGAAUGGAAAAGUAUCAAAUUCGGCUCAGCCACUGGCAUUUCUUCUUUCUGCUCUUUCCGAAACAGGACUUGUUAGUCUCCCUUCUCUUUUGACUGCUGUUCUACUGCAAGCAAACAAUAGAUCAUCCUCUGAACAAGGCUCAUUUAUCCUUCCAUCUAAUUUUGAAGAGGUGGCAGCCGGAGUACUAAAGGUGCUGAACAAUGUGGCACUUUUGGAUCUUGUAUUUUUGCAGCGAAUGCUGGCUAGGCCCGAUCUGAAAAUGGAAAUUUUCCAUUUAAUGAGCUUCUUACUUUCUCAUUGUGCUGGCAAGUGGAAAGCACCUAAUGAUCAGGUUGGUUCAUUAAUGCUUGAAUCUCUGUCACUUCUGGGACACUUUGCAUUAUUCCAUCCUGGAAAUCAGGCUGUUCUUCGAUGGGGAAAGAGCCCUACCAUCCUACAUAAGGUAUGCGAUCUGCCUUUUGUUUUCUUCAGUGACCCAGAGUUGAUGCCAAUCCUGGCUGGCACAUUAGUAGCUGCAUGUUACGGGUGCGAGCAGAACAAGUUCGUAGUCCAGCAAGAACUGAGUGUUGAUAUGCUACUUUCGUUGCUCAGAUCUUGCAGAAGUUCUUCACCUGCAUCUCAGCUUAACCCAACCUUGGACAAUUCCUCAAUAGAUGAUUCUAGUGAAUGCAAUCAAUUAGGUUCUGAAUCCAGAAAGCCUCUGUCGGACAUUCCUACGAAACACAGCCGUUCCAAUGUCAAUGGUAAAGGCUCUCGCGCCUCCUUAAUAAAGGUUGGUGCUUCAGGUAAUAGCAUUAAAACUGGCAGGAUAAGAAGCCUAAGGGAUGGCAAGGCAACCAAGAGUUCUGAAGAAAUGGCUACCAAGAACACACACUGUGUUUUUGAGACCUCAACUUUAAUGUUGCACUGUAGAUUUCCUCACAGCUUCAUUGAUAAAGUAGAGCAAUUCUUUUCUGCAGAAAUUCCAAAUGGUGUUGAUGAAGUGUGAGUGUAAAACAUUUUAAACUCAUUUUGAUAGACACAGAUCUUCAAGUAGAUGUUGCACACUGCUACUACCAACAGCCACAUGAAAGAUAUUGAGAAAAGAAAAAAAAAAGCUGACAUAACCAGUCUGAGUUAUAUACACCAAAGCUCCUUUUUUAGUCACUUCAUGCCAAAGGCAUUGAACCCUUAUGGAAAUAUAAAUAGUACAGGUUGAGCAUUUUUGUAUUAUAUGUAAUAGAAAAAAGGAUUUGUGAUAUAGCUGUCAUUAUCUAUCAUCAACUGUAAUUGUAUCUUAUAUAUAUGGUGGUUUUGAAACAUCAUAAUUCCAAAGUUCCAAUUUUUAUUUA
Messenger RNA from Arachis duranensis, 5631 nucleotides. RefSeq lists its product as uncharacterized. The transcript is spliced from 8 exons. Lineage: Eukaryota; Viridiplantae; Streptophyta; Magnoliopsida; Fabales; Fabaceae. The record is from RefSeq and is a predicted model, not a curated record. The coding region runs from base 171 to 5288 and encodes 1705 amino acids.